Zophobas morio is the source of this 7326-nucleotide messenger RNA. Its product is annotated as glycogen debranching enzyme. The coding region runs from base 128 to 6484 and encodes 2118 amino acids. Gene Ontology annotation, molecular function: amylo-alpha-1,6-glucosidase activity; 4-alpha-glucanotransferase activity. The record is from RefSeq and is a predicted model, not a curated record. Gene Ontology annotation, biological process: glycogen biosynthetic process; glycogen catabolic process. NCBI's taxonomy places the organism in Eukaryota, Metazoa, Arthropoda, Insecta, Coleoptera, Tenebrionidae. The transcript has 15 exons.
UUGAUUAUUAACUUAUCUCAAUUUAUGUAACCUAUGGCUCUUGAUAUAUUUUAAUAUUCAAUGCAGUUGUGUUUCAUAAACACCAAUAACACUCUUCGUGCUAGAGUGUCUCUAAACACCUUCGAACAUGAAUAAACACGCCUCCAAGGACGCCACAGUCGUCAUUCUAUUCAAAACAACGUUCUCAUUUUUGUGGAAAUUCUAUAUCUUCGUAUUUGCGUUCCAGCUGUCUUUGUUAAAACAUGCCACAAGUGUGGCUUUUCGCCUAACGAAAACCCUUUGUUUGUGGUGUAUUUUAAAAUUGUUGGGCGUAUCGAGGUAUUUAGAACAAAUAUCUGGCAGCAGAGGCUCCAGCACAGACGAACAAGAGGGUACCCCAGAGAGCGACAAAUCCAAACCAAAGAAGAGCAGACAGAAGCCGAAGAAGAGUCCAACCAAAGAACCAUCAUUCAGCACCACCUUAACCACCCCCAUUGAAGAAGUCAUAGAAGAAACGAUAAAUGAAGAAGUGAAAAAUAGCGACAGCGCGGAACCGAAAGCCAGUAAGCCGAAAAAACGGAACAAAUCGGCACGGGCUAAGAAGAUUAGCGAAGCCGCAAAACCCAAAACUGCCACAGACGACUCGGACUCGCUUUCGUCGCCGUCCGAAGACUUCGCGUUUCUUCCGGUGAAAGAACGAAGAAAGAAGAGCCCCAAAACGAAAAUCGACGACUUACCCAAGUCGUCAUUAAUAGAACACUACCAACCUAGGCGAAGAAAGCUUGUUGAAACCGUCAAAGACGAGUUCGUGGUUAUCGAAAAACCAGUGAAGAAUCCAGAAAAUCUUGUCCAGAUCGUGAAUAAAGAAAGCGGGAAGAGUGUGUACCUUGAAAACAAAGAAAGUAAGAAAGUUCACGCGAAGAUAUCGUACGCGAGCGUCGCGUCGCAGCGGUUUAACGAAAGCUUGGAGGAGUUGCUUAAAGAAGAACAGUUGAGCCAAAAGAAGGUUUCUUUUAACGAAAACGACAGCAGUCGGGAGGUUGAAGAAACUAGAAAGUUUAUAACUGAAGAAAGAGAGAGCGAAACAACAGUUGGUAACGAAGGCGCCAGCAAAAGUAGUAACGAAGAUUUUGAAGACGCAGAAGCUGUGGUAGAACAGACUGAAAGUCAGCCACAACAGAGUGACAGCGGAGAGAUCAAAAAGGAAGAUUUUGGGGAAGAAACUAUCGCAAAACAACAAAAUCCCGUCGUUGAAAGUAGUUACAGCGAAGAAGUCAAAAACGAAGAACUCGUUCACGAAAUCCAGAGCGAAGAACGACGAUUAGUGGAUUUGCUCGAGGAAGAGGAGAAAGAAAGUGAAGAAAACGUCUUACCGUAUUUUCAAAAUAACCUUCCAGACGAACAAGUUUUUGGGGAUAUACAAACACUAACCCACACUUUAAUCUUGAAUGAACGGGCUGCCAGCCUAGAAGACACAAACCAAUCUUCACUAGAAGAAGACAAAUUUAUUCAAAUUGAAGAAAACCAUUUUAUUGUAAACGGCGAGAAAAGUGAAACCGUCGAAGAACGCGAGCACGAUAAUGAAGAACUCGAUAAAGUAAACGGCGACGAACUUCUAGAAGUUGAAGAAAUCCAACAACGAAAGUUUGUAAAAACCGCACAGUGUGCACCGAAUGGAAACAAUUCGUCUAGUCGAAUCGUAGAAACAGAUGACCCUUCUUCCGUUGAAGAAUUAGAAGCCGCGGUUUACGAAACCCCAUUUCAGGAAGAAUUUGUGUACGUGACUGAAGCAGAGGUGAAAACGAACGGCGAAGAUUUAGAAUUUGAAGAUACGCAAUUAGUGGAAACGAAACCUUUCAAGAUGUCGUCUGGUACUCAGAUUCGUGUUUUCACUCUAAACGAUAAAGAACAUCAAGAUUCUACGUUGUACAGACUCGAGAAGAAUUGGAUUCUUCAGUUCAGACUCGGCCCGUCCUUGUUAGGACGCAAAGUCUCGUUGUAUUGCAAUUAUCCGAAAGAAAACGAGGAAUUCAAGAGGAAUUCGUACAAUCUGUUGAAAUGGUCGCAGGAUGAAGGGUGCAAAUAUUCUGACGAUACGGCUUUGUUGACGGAAAUCACUGUGAAGAUUUCGGGGAGUUUCCACUAUUAUUUCACCUAUGAAGGCGGGGAACGAGAUAAACACCAAGGGUCGGGUUUCUUCCUGGUAGAUCCCAUUCUGAAGUACGGGAACAACGAACAACUUCCGCUGGACGGUAUCCAGUGCCAGACAUUCUUAACUAAAGGUUUGGGACCUUUUGACACCUGGGAAGGUAAACUAAAAGUGGCAAAAGAAUCAGGCUACAACAUGAUACAUUUCACACCAAUUCAGGAACUGGGGGCUUCCAAUUCCUCGUACAGCCUCAGCGAACAACUCAAAGUCAACCCUCUCUUCACCAAACAAACCGGCAAAGAAACAACCUUCCAAGACGUAGAAACCCUCAUAAAAAAAAUCCGCACUGAGUGGAAAAUGGUGUCGAUCUGCGACAUCGUCCUCAACCAUACCGCCAACGAAAGCGAGUGGUUAAAAGACCACCCUGAAGUAACCUACAACUGUGAAAACUGUCCCUAUAUGCGCCCGGCGUACCUCUUAGACGCCGCUCUCCACCAGUUCUCGCUCGACGUCGUCAAAGGUCUCUACGAAGAUAAAGGAAUCCCGGUCGAGGUGAACAGCGAAGAUCACCUCAAAGCCAUCCGCUACCACCUUCACGCCUUCAUCACGACUCUAAAAAUCCACGAACUGAGCACAUGCGACGUCAGUAAAACCGUAGACGAAUUUUUAACCCUCAUACGCAACAAAAUACCGCCGAACCAAGAAAACCCAAACGAGGGUGAAAAGAUGGUCCUCGUUCAAGACCCGCAGUACCGAAGACUUGAGUCUACCGUGGACUUGAACCUCGCCGUGAAACUGUACAACGUGUAUCGGAACGACUGCUUCGACGAGGAAACCAGAAUCAAGAAAUGCAGCGAAGAGUUCAAAAACAAGCUAGAUUCGUUGAAUAAGCGGGUUAUUGAUGAGUUCGACGACCACUUGAAGGCGGCUAUCGACAACGCGAUCGCCGGGAUUAGGUACUUUAGGGUGCAGCACGACGGGCCGAAAAUAAAAGAAGUUUCGGUGAAGAGUCCGCUGGUUGAUCGGUAUUUUACGGAUUAUGGGAGUCCGGGGAGUGUGGAGGAGCACGAAGAGGUUAUGUAUAGUAAGAACGGGAGGUUCUUGAUGGCGCACAACGGGUGGGUGAUGAAUUCAGACCCGUUGCGUAAUUUUGCGGCGCCGGGGUCCAACGUAUACGUCCGAAGGGAGUUGAUAGCGUGGGGUGAUAGCGUCAAGCUAAGGUUUGGGGAAAAACCAGAGGAUUGUCCGUUCUUGUGGCAACACAUGAAGACGUACGUCGAGCUGACGGCGAGGAUUUUUGAUGGGGUGAGGCUUGACAAUUGUCACUCCACCCCGAUUCCGGUGGCCGAAUACCUCCUGGACUGCGCACGAAAAGUCAAACCCGAUUUGUACGUCGUCGCCGAACUCUUCACCAACUCAGAUCUGACUGACAACAUUUUCGUGAAUCGACUUGGAAUAACGUCGCUGAUAAGAGAGGCGAUGUCUGCAUGGGAUUCACACGAGCAAGGUCGUCUGGUGUAUCGAUACGGUGGUUCACCCGUUGGUUCGUUUUACCAACCCAGAAUUCGCCCAUUGGUUCCGUCAAUUGCGCAUGCUCUCUUCCUCGAUUUGACCCACGACAACCCAAGUCCCGUUGAAAAACGUUCUGUUUUUGAUUUGUUGCCCAGCACGGCGUUGGUAAACAUGGCUUGCUGCGCUAGUGGCUCAAACAGGGGCUACGAUGAACUGGUACCCCACCAUAUACACGUGGUGGAUGAAACCAGACAAUAUACAGAGUGGAGCGACGACGAGAAUUUAUCUACAGGAAACGCACGAUACGUUACUAAGAAGUCUGGAAUUAUCGCGGCGAAGAAGGCUUUGAACGACUUACAUUUUCUUUUAGGGGAUGAAGGCUUCAAUCAGGUUUAUGUGGACCAAAUGGACCCUGAUGUAGUCGCAGUGACGCGACACUGCCCGGAAACCCAUCAAAGCUACGUUCUUGUAGCGUUCACGGCUUUCAGUCACCCUCCAGAAGAAGCGGCAAAUCACCAAAGAGGUAUCAGAGCUCUACGUGUAGAGGGCGUUUUGGACGAAAUUGUACUAGAAGCUACUUUGAACCACGUUACCUCAAAAUCUGGUUCGAAGUAUACCAAAACCCAAAACUUUUGUAAAGACGGCAAGUGGAUAAACGGACUCUCCGAAUAUCGAGUAACCGUAAAAGAACAUAUUCAGCCCCAGGACUCCGACUUUUUCGAAAAAGUCAACUCAGGAAACCCGAAUGUAAUACAAUUAAACUUCAAGAAUUUUAAACCCGGUAGUGUGGCUAUCAUUAAGGUUUCUCUGCCUGAAGACAUGACUCAAGCUAUUAAAAACGUGCGCACUUUAAUAAGUCACUUCACACUUAACAAAGAAAACGAAUUGUGGAAAAUCGUCACUAAGAUGGGUUUGGCUGACUUAAACCGAGCUCUGUAUCGGUGCGACCAAGAGGAAAGAGAUGAAGGUCACGGUUUCGACACUUACGAGAUUCCAAACUUUGGUCGCUUGGUGUACGCCGGGUUUCAAGGUUUUAUGUCACUUUUGUCCACCAUCAGACCCAGCAACGACUUGGGACACCCGAUGUGUGCGAAUUUGCGCGACGGCAACUGGAUGAUCGACUACAUCUGGCAACGUUUAAAACUCGACGAAGGCACCAAAUCCCUCGGCCAGUGGUUCGAAGAAAACACAAAAUCCCUGAAAGCCAUCCCGAGAUACCUAGUUCCGUGCUACUUCGACGUGAUCGUGACCGGUGUAUACAUUUUAUUGUACGAACAAAGCUACAACUUGAUGUCAGACUUUGUUAAACAUGGCUCCACGUUCGUGAAAGGUCUAGCCAUGGGCUCGAUCCAGUUCGGCGCUUAUAUAAAGUCAGCUGAUUUACCCGUUUUGUCGCCGACUUUAGCCGAACCCAAACCCCCCCACAGAAAAAGCGACAAAGGCGAAAAGAUCCAAGCUUGCGUCACACUAUCAGCAGGUCUACCCCACUUUUCUGUCGGGUAUAUGCGAAAUUGGGGCCGCGACACCUUCAUCGCUCUAAGAGGGUUGUUUUUGUUGACUGGGCGCUAUCAGGAAGCCCGGUACCACAUUCUAGGCUACGCUGGGUGUCUAAGACACGGAUUGAUACCCAAUUUGCUCGAUGGAGGGCGCAAUUCACGUUUUAACUGCCGCGACGCCAUCUGGUGGUGGCUGCACUGCGUCAAAACCUACACCGAAGACGCCCCCAACGGCCUCUCCAUCCUGACCGACAAAGUCUCCCGCAUCUUCCCCUCCGACGACUCUCCCGCGCAACCUGCGGGCACCCACGACCAGCCUCUUCACGCCGUCAUCCAAGAAGCCCUCAACACCCAUUUCCAAGGUCUCGUCUUCCGCGAGCGCAACGCCGGUAGACAAAUCGACGAACACAUGACUGACGCCGGCUUCAACAACCAAAUCGGAAUCCACCCGGACACAGGUUUCGUUUUCGGGGGUAAUUCGUUCAAUUGUGGCACCUGGAUGGACAAAAUGGGUUCGUCUGAUAAAGCGGGAAUACGUGGUAAGCCGGCAACGCCGCGAGAUGGCUCUGCCAUCGAGCUCAUCGGUCUGUCAAAAUCGGUGAUCACGUGGCUUGCUGGUUUGAGCGCUAAAGGGGCGUACCCGCAUAGUGGAGUCGAGAGGACGGGGAAAAAUGGGGUCGUGACGAAGUGGACGUUCGAGGAAUGGGCCACCAAGAUUCAAAACAACUUCGAGAAGUAUUUUUGGGUGAAUACGACACCGACGGAUGGGGAAAUUCGCCCAGAUCUUGUUAAUAAAAGAGGGAUUUAUAAGGAUUGUUACGGGGCUAGUCAGGAGUGGACUGAUUUUCAGCUGAGGUGUAAUUUCCCGAUUGCUAUGGUGGUGGCGCCGGAAUUAUUCCAACCAGGACACGCUUGGGCUGCGUUGAAGCAAGCCGAGAAGUAUUUGUUAGGGCCACUGGGCAUGAAAACUCUAGACCCGGAGGACUGGGCCUACAACGGAAAUUACGACAAUUCCAACGACUCGGAUAACCGUAAUGUCGCUCAUGGGUUUAACUACCACCAGGGACCGGAGUGGGUGUGGCCUGUCGGUUUUUAUCUACGUGCCAGGCUCCAAUUCGCCGCCGCUAAUGGGGAGCUAGCCAAGACUGUGGCCAAUACGAAGGUCGUCUUAGCGAAGCACUUCGUCGAACUGCAAACGUCAACGUGGCGGGGGCUUCCGGAACUGACGAACAAAGAUGGCGCUUAUUGCAAAGACAGCUCGCGAACGCAAGCGUGGAGCAUGUCGUGCAUUUUAGAAGUUCUUCAUGAUCUGCAAAGGAUCGAGAAGACGCAGCCCUCAAUCAACUGACUUAGUAGAAAAUUUGCUUUAAACGAAAACGUGUCUUACGAGAUUUUUACGCCCGACGCUCGACUAGCGAAAUCUUGCACCAAACGGAGGGAAAAGUUCUUGGAAAUUGUUUACUCUCUUGAAGACGUAAGCGAGUGUCGUAAUAGUUUUGUUUAUAGUGAUUUGUAUUUCAAAAGUAACCGGACUUUAAGUACGUUGUCAGUUAAUCUGAGCGACUACGUUCAGACGUGUAAUGCCUCCUUAAUGUGUAGUUCGAAUGUCGUUGCAGAUUUUCUGCCAUGUUUUAGCGAGUGUUCUGAAUCGUCUCAAAUUUUAAAAUAUUCUCGUGAUGGUAACGCCGUCAAUUUUAAUUUGUACAAAUCGUUUAGUAAUUAUUGUCCAGUGUUUAAGUGUUGUCUGUCUAAUACAAGAAUUGUGUUUUUCGGGGAGUUGUUAUCGCGGCUGUCUCUGCACCACCAACCUGUUAGACGAAAACCGCUAGUUAGUUUAGUUGAUUUAGAUGAAAUAUCACCCGUCGAAGAUGAUAAUCCCAGAAUAACGGACGACUUAAUCGUGAAUCCUGUGGAGAGGCCGCUGUUAGAAAAAAAUAGAUUUAACCCGAUCAUCCUCGACCCUUUGUCGUUAGAAAUCAUACAAAAGAAACGAGUUAUAAAUAGAUUAUACGAAACCGAACAAAAGAAACUUGUUCGCAUUACCAUCAUGUACACUCUAGCGUUCUUUGCUCUUGCCCUCACCACGUUUUUUAUUAUAUAUUUAGCUUAAACACUAUUUAUUUGCGUUGUAGGUUUUAUUCGUAAAGGAUAAUGUAUGGUUUUGUAACAAAUAAAAAUUAUUCUGGUAAA